Athalia rosae (coleseed sawfly) is the source of this 566-nucleotide messenger RNA. RefSeq lists its product as uncharacterized. Lineage: Eukaryota; Metazoa; Arthropoda; Insecta; Hymenoptera; Athaliidae. The record is from RefSeq and is a predicted model, not a curated record. The transcript is spliced from 3 exons. The coding region runs from base 23 to 391 and encodes 122 amino acids.
AAUUCUCGUCUAAACUGUAUCUAUGCUUUUCAGGAUCGAGACUAACAACUCCAAAGCUUCUCCUGGACGUUUUAUAGAAAUUCCACGUGAUGGAGCAAAUGGUGUCCCCCCAGCCUCACUCAUACUCUGGAAUAUCGGACGACAUCUUCCAUUGGCAUCUACUCGACGGCCAUGUCCGCAAGGAAACCGAAAGAAGCUGCUCAUCGGAAAUAAGGACCACGAUCUUAUGGGCGCGCGACUCUCCGACUUCGUUGCUUCGGCGCCUGUGAAUAUCGCAUCUCAAGCCACGACGCGGUUCCAACGAUGCUCCAGCCACGCUAGAAUUACUUCGAAUGUCCAGGCGGAUGACUGCGGGAUUCCCUUGUCGUUGGAUGCGCGAAGAAACGGAUGAAGGUACUUAUGUGUAUUAAGCACAGCUUUGCUUUCGUAUGACACGACGAGGAGAUUCUGAACGUCUGCAUUCAAAUUUCUCCGUAUAUAUUGUGUGGCAAUGACGUAUGUAGUAGCAGCUGGCCGUAUAUAGCGUAGUGUAAACGUUCGAUUGUGAGAGAAUUUCUUAAGGAUUU